Vigna angularis (adzuki bean) is the source of this 854-nucleotide messenger RNA. RefSeq names its product eukaryotic translation initiation factor 5A-2. The coding region runs from base 168 to 650 and encodes 160 amino acids. Gene Ontology annotation, biological process: positive regulation of translational termination; positive regulation of translational elongation. The transcript is spliced from 5 exons. Gene Ontology annotation, molecular function: translation elongation factor activity; RNA binding; ribosome binding. The record is from RefSeq and is a predicted model, not a curated record. Lineage: Eukaryota; Viridiplantae; Streptophyta; Magnoliopsida; Fabales; Fabaceae.
AGAAACAAACACAAGAAGAUCUGAUACAGAAAGGAAAAUAAAACCCUAACUGGAUAGGUUGAGUUUGGUGGCGAAGGAAAAUAUUAUAUAGAUACAGAGAUCUGUACUUGUAUCUUCACUUGCUCUUCUCCGCCAGUUCUAAAAUCAUCCGUUUUCAAUCCCAAGCCAUGUCGGACGAAGAGCACCAUUUCGAGUCCAAGGCUGAUGCCGGAGCAUCCAAAACCUACCCUCAGCAAGCCGGUACCAUUCGUAAGAAUGGUUACAUAGUCAUCAAAAGCCGUCCCUGCAAGGUUGUGGAAGUUUCCACUUCCAAAACUGGAAAGCAUGGUCACGCCAAGUGUCAUUUUGUUGGAAUUGAUAUUUUCACUGGCAAGAAACUUGAGGAUAUUGUGCCCUCCUCUCACAACUGUGAUGUUCCUCAUGUGAAUCGUACUGACUAUCAGCUCAUUGAUAUUUCUGAGGAUGGAUUUGUGAGUCUGCUUACUGAAAACGGGAACACUAAGGAUGACCUCAGGCUCCCUACUGAUGACAGUCUUCUGACUCAGAUAAAGGAUGGAUUUGCUGAGGGCAAGGACCUUGUUGUGUCUGUGAUGUCUGCUAUGGGGGAGGAACAGAUUUGUGCUUUGAAGGACAUUGGGCCGAAGAAUUAGCUUUUCGUGUGGCUGUUUCUUGUUUUUAUUUAAGCAAAAUUAUUUUUGUAAACCUUGGUUUGUUCAAGAACUGCUUAUAGAUUUUAGUCAGACUAGUCUUAACCAUUGUGUUUUUCUGUUGUCAUGUGAUUUUAUUAUGAAAAGAAGAGUAUGUGGGAAUUAUUUUUGGUAUUAUAUGAUGAAUGGUGAAUAUUUUUGGUAUGA